GCUCUGACCUCUGAUGUCCGUGUUACUUCCGUGUUCUGCUCACCUGUUCCACCUGUAUUACAGCGCUGUGCUGCAGGCGAUAGGCUAGGUGCGACUCCAGCUCUGCCGGUGCACCUGUUGCGUUAUUGUGCCAUGACCGAGGAGUUAAUAACGUGCGAAUUAACAUGCCCGUCUUCACCGACUGGCCCGGGGAAAACUUUAAAUGGUGUUAAAACUAAGGAGAUGGAUUUUGAGCAGCCUAUUUUCUCCGUGUUGGGCGACGAUGUGAAGCCGCAGCAGCACCAGCCGGCGGGGGACACGGUACUGUCGAGCUCCCCGGCCGCGACCACCGCCGACACCGAGUCCGGGAUCUUCUCUGGUGAAUGUGAGUUUUGCGUGGAGCAUGAGUCUGAGCUGGACUGGUUCUGUGGCACCGAGCAGAGACUUAUCUGCUCUCAUUGCGCCAUCGUGGGCCCCUGCCACGGACACACUGUGACCCCUCUGGCCACCAGAGUAACCGCAGUCAGGAACCAACUGGUGGAUGUGUGUGAGAAAAUGCAGCUGCAGGCACUGAGGAUUGAAAGGUUUAUUAACCAGACGCUUGCAUCCAAAGAACAAAAGCUUCAGGUAGCGGCGAGCAGGGCAAGGGAGCAGGUGCUGGCUCAGGUCAGCGCAGCACGUGAAGCCCUGGAGGAAGAGGAGCAGCGUCUUCUGGAGGGGGUGCAGAGAGAGGAGGAGCGGGUGGAGCAGUGUCUCCUCACCCAGAGAGCCCACUGGAGUCAGGCUUUGGCAAGUCUGUCGCAAACACGCUCCGGCCUGGUGCACACGCUGACACACACUCCAGACACACAGCUGGUGACUAGUGUCCAGGAGAUAGCUGACAGGGUGGAGGAAGCGGAGGGGGUCGGGGAGCCCUGUGACACGGACCAGCUCAACCUGAACCCGGGCUGCAGCGACAGCAAGCUGCUGAGAGGUCUGUGGGCCACUGCAGUGCUGCUCGGGCCAAACGCUUAUAGAUCAACAAUUUUAAAGUUUGAUGAGCGCACAGUGAGCCCUCUCCUGUCUUUGUCUGACGACUUCUACACUUUGACCUUUCUUCACAAAAAAGUUCGCCAAUCCCCGCCCUACGAUCCAGCACGCUUCGACUGUUGGCCAAAUGCACUGGGUACACUGUCCAUGUCCUCUGGCACCCACAGCUGGGUGGUGGAUGUGGGCCAGAGUGGUGCAUUUAAGGUUGGGGUCUGCUAUACGUCUCUUGAGCGCAAAGGCACUGGGAAUGAGGCCCGGCUGGGCUACAACAGUCAGUCUUGGGUGCUGUCUCACUACGACGGGGACUACUCCUUCUGCUACGCAGGGAAGCAGGUCCCCCUGCAGAUGGUGAGGAGACCCCAGAGGAUCGGCCUGCUGCUGGACUGGCCAACUCACACGCUGAUGUUUUACGAGCCUAACUCCAGCUCCGUGCUGUACUCUGUCACUCAUCCAUUCAGUGCGCCGCUGCUGCCGGCGUUUGCCGUGACUGACCGCAGUAUCACUAUACUGCAUUGACACACCACACACUCUGCCAAACACCUUCAACAUGUGAAGAAAUGCCAUUCCCUAAUGUAAAUAGGAUCAACAGCUAAUGAGUCGCCCGCUGAAUGUGCACUUAGGUGUCAACUUCUAUUUAUUUUAUUAGAUAUUCUAGUUGCUGCUGAUUCUCUUUUUUUCACUCUUUUAAAUGAUUUAACAGACUUUAAUUUAGAGAUGAUCAGAUAAUUUAACGUUAUCUGUUGAUCAUAUUAUAUAGUUAUUAUUAUUACACAAUUGUGCUGUAACAGUAUUUUGUUUGACUGACGAUGAUUGUUUUAAAAAAAAUAUAUUUUUAAUAUAAUUGUUUUUAGCAUCAGUUUGAUCUGUGUUAUGAAGCUUGUAAUGAAGCGUUUCUUUAU
Messenger RNA from Etheostoma cragini (Arkansas darter), 1907 nucleotides. It is a transcript of the gene bspry, whose product is annotated as B-box and SPRY domain containing. The record is from RefSeq and is a predicted model, not a curated record. Gene Ontology annotation, molecular function: protein binding. NCBI's taxonomy places the organism in Eukaryota, Metazoa, Chordata, Actinopteri, Perciformes, Percidae. Bases 133 to 1524 code for a protein of 463 amino acids. The transcript has 6 exons.